Messenger RNA from Microstroma glucosiphilum, 834 nucleotides. Its product is annotated as anti-silence-domain-containing protein. Bases 122 to 826 code for a protein of 234 amino acids. NCBI's taxonomy places the organism in Eukaryota, Fungi, Basidiomycota, Exobasidiomycetes, Microstromatales, Microstromataceae. The record is from RefSeq and is a predicted model, not a curated record. Gene Ontology annotation, biological process: DNA replication-dependent chromatin assembly; nucleosome assembly; nucleosome disassembly. Gene Ontology annotation, cellular component: nucleus. Gene Ontology annotation, molecular function: histone binding. The transcript is spliced from 4 exons.
CUCUGAAUUAUACGAUAGCGCACGACCACAACCCUUGACACACCCCAGUGCCCCACGUCGCAAGCCCAAAUACAUUACAAAGUGAAGUAAGGAACUAAGCACAACUCAGCAAUCUACAAGCAUGUCAGUCGUACAUCUUCAGAGCGUGGAGAUCCUCAAUGCAAAUGCAGCUUUCGCUGACCCGUAUAUCUUCAAGAUUACAUCCGAGUGCAUCUCUGAGCUGGCAGAGGAUAUUGAGUGGAAGCUCAUCUACGUUGGAUCAGCCGAGGAUGAGAAGUACGAUCAGGAAUUGGACAAUUGUCUCGUUGGGCCUGUGCCGGUAGGCGUCAACUCCUUCGAGUUCGAAGCAGCCGCUCCCUCCCCCUCCAAGAUCCCGGCAGAAGACCUGCUAGGCGUGACGGUCAUUCUCCUCACUGGGUCCUACAAGGACCAAGAAUUCAUUCGUGUGGGCUACUAUGUCAACAACGAAUACGAAUCGCAAGAGCUCAAGGAGAACCCACCAGAGAAGGUAGACUUGACAAAGGUCAGGAGAGAGGUGCUGGUGAGCAAGCCCAGGGUGACGAGAUUCAAUAUCAAGUGGGACACCGACACAGCAACAGCAGCAGACGCUUCAUCGACGGCUCCUGGUGGAGCAGCUGUCAAUGGCAACGCUGCCUCGCUCGUGGGAGAAGAGGCUUCGCUUACAGCACCACCAGCAACGGGCGCAGAGGCUUCAGCCGCGGCAGACAAGGUGACGUACAGGGAAGAGGAAGAGGAGGACGAGCCUGCGGCAGGAGGAGCAAAGGAGGCAGCUACAUCGAGCUUCCGACCCGUCAGCGUAGCAUGAGAGUGAGG